This is a messenger RNA of Astyanax mexicanus (Mexican tetra), 2162 nucleotides long. RefSeq names its product RAB, member of RAS oncogene family-like 2 (gene rabl2). Gene Ontology annotation, cellular component: Golgi apparatus; endosome. Lineage: Eukaryota; Metazoa; Chordata; Actinopteri; Characiformes; Acestrorhamphidae. Gene Ontology annotation, molecular function: GTP binding; GTPase activity. The coding region runs from base 420 to 1085 and encodes 221 amino acids. The transcript has 8 exons. The record is from RefSeq and is a predicted model, not a curated record.
GGAAACAGCCAGUCGCAUUAGAGACGAGGGGCUAGCGGUCUGUUAGCUGUUAGCUGAGAGAGAAGUCAACAUGUUUUUCGGUUUAUAUAAGAUAUUUAACAGUAAAAUGAGACUUUUACUGUCCAUUAUUCUGUAAUUAAAGCCACUGUGGGGUUAUAUCAGUGGGAGCUGUGUUAUAUAUCGCUUACUAAAGCCUGUUAGAUAACUGUUCUGUACCUGUUAGGUGCCCAGUUGUGUUGAGCUUUAGCUUUAGCUCAGGCUAAGUCAGCGUUAUUUAAUAAACACGGUUGGUGGGGUUUAGUAAAGAUGGUGAAAAGCUGACCGGGUGAGGGAGAGUCGUGUCGCUGGCAGAGAACUGUUGGCUGACUGAAGAGCAGACAGACGCUGCUGCUGGCUAACGUUAAUCCUGUGGAGGGAGAAUGGCGGGGGAUGCGAACAGUAUUCCUGAGCUGGAGCAGGAAAAAUACGACGCAGACGAGCAGGUGAAGAUUAUCUGCCUCGGAGACAGUGCAGUCGGGAAAUCCAAGUUAAUGGAAAGGUUCCUUAUGGAUGGAUAUCGACCUCAGCAGCUGUCAACCUACGCCCUGACUCUGUACAAGUACACCACCACCAUCAAUGGGAAACCUAUUCUAGUUGAUUUCUGGGACACAGCUGGCCAAGAACGAUUUCAAAGCAUGCACCCCUCUUACUACCACAAAGCGCAUGCUUGUAUAAUGGUCUUUGAUGUCCAGAGGAAAGUAACAUAUAAGAAUCUUUCCAACUGGUAUAAAGAGCUGCGAGAAUACAGACCAGAAAUUCCAUGCCUUGUGGUGGCGAACAAAAUAGAUGCUGACAUGAGGGUGACGCAGAAGAGCUUUAACUUUGCUAAGAAGCUGGGACUACCGUUCUACUUUGUAUCUGCUGCUGAUGGCACCAAUGUGGUCAAGGUUUUUAAAGAUGCGAUUAACAUGGCUUUGUCCUACAAAAAGAACUCCAGUGACUUUAUGGAUGAAGUUAUGAGAGAACUGGAGAACUUUGAACUGGAGAGCAAAGAAGACUCUUCAUCGGAUAAAGAGGAAGAAUGUAAAGAGGGGAAAACGGAUUGAUGACCAUCUCUCGCUGCUUGUGACAGUAACUCUCAUGCUGAAUGUUGACCAGAAUGUCUUGUCUUUGUAUUGCUGUUAAAAUCAUGGCUGCUCAUGCUCUGUCCUGAAGACAAGGUUAAUCCACUUGGGACAAAGUUCUACCUCACAUAUAUAAAGAGCUUUUUAAUGAAUAGUGUCAAACUGAAGGACACAUGUUGGAAGUGCAGUGAGGCAUUUAUAUUUCCCAGACAAUGAAACUUCUGGAAGGGUGAGUUGGCAGCAUGGUGUAAAUUCACACUGUGUGUGUAUAUCUGUAAAUAUACAGGUGUGAAGAAAGGUUCUGCUGUAGAAUGGACAUUUUCCCCAUUUGUAAAAUCAUAGUGGGACAUCUCAGUAACUGUUAAUAUUUUGCAUUUAUCUUUAUCUGAUACUGUGAGAAGCAACAGUAGACAUCUACUGUAUUUAUACAAGUGGCAGUUCAGGUGCUACAUAUGGUUCUUUGAGUAAUGCCAUAGAAGAACCUCUCUUUUGUUUUCAUAGAGAUCCACGUUUGUAAUAAAAGGUUUAAAAGCAAAAAGAUUCUUUACCAGAAUAAAGGUUUAAACAGCUGUUUAUGAAGCCAAAAGUGUUUUUUCUAUGUCAUUACUCAAAGAACACUUUGUAGCACCUUUAUUUAUUUCAAAUAUUUAGUGAAGCCCCUCAUGGCCCCAUCUUGCCAGGUAAUUGGAUGAGAUGCACGUGUUUUUAUACAGCUUUUUAAAAUAGCAUGUGGUAGACAGUGGUAGAUUUUAAUGUAUUUGGUCCAGCAACAGAAAGUGUUCAAUAUUAAAACAACUUUACGAUGUCCAGUGUAUCAUUCUGCUCAAACUGUGAAUAGGAAUUAUCAUUUGUAUCUGUAAUGUCCUGUGAUGCAUAAGCACUACAUUCGUCCAUAUACGUCUCUGAAAAAUACAGAACCAGAAUCUUUGGGCUGGGAAUGAAAGUACUAGAUGCAUUAGACUGGCAAACCAUUUCAGCUUUAGCUGUUUAUUCAAUGAGCCUUUAAUGUCAAUGUGGAAGCAUUUAUAUGUUCUUCAAUUAAACACAUUUUUUAUUUAA